CGCGAAGAAUAACAAUAAAUAUGGCGACCACUGGGGAGUGGAAAGGAAAUAUACUAUUUCAACUGAAGCGACGAAACCACAAGCAAAGCGAACCUUUCCAAGCCAUCAUUCAGACGAACAACCGGUUACAGCAGCAGAGCUCCCACCUCCACUCCCAGAAUGUCCACCUUCAGGUCGAGAUUGAGAGACUCAAGGAGGAGAACCUGUCUGGACAGAUACGAGGCGAGCCGGGCAGCGGGGGUCACAACACUCACGCCCUGGAGCAGAAGCUGUACAAACUGCAGGAAGAGCUGACGGAGCUGCACAAGAAACGAGGAGAGAACGCCCAGCAGAUAAUUGAUCUCAAUGCCUUGCUGCAAGAGAAGGAGAGAGAGCUUCAGAAUAAAGACAAUCAGUUAUCCGACAUGCUGGCCAACAACCUGUCCCUGAAGCAGGAGCAGAAAAACUUACAGCAGUCCAUGACGGAGCUGGAGGCGACCAAUCAGAUGCUUACCGACGAACACCAGGCGCUACAGAUGGUAUUCACAGCAUUAGAGGAGAAGCACAGAAAACUGAACGACGAUUACCGAGAAAUCCUGGACCGCUGGCUCAAGUACAAGGCUCAGGAGGCGGACGACAUCAAUGAACAGAAUAAACAGUUUUUCAAACAUCGACAGGAAAAGUUACAAAAAGAAUUACAAGAGGCAGCAAAUGACAAAGUGCAGAUAGAUUUACCAGAUGCUGAGGGAUUCACGCCUGGCGUCUGCCUGAGUGUUACCAUUCCUACACGGGCACAUAACGUUUUUGAUGCCCACAGCGGAGAGGUGUACUCGGUCCAGUGGAACAACACGGGAAGUCUGUUUGCAACGGGCGGGGCCGACCGCAAGAUUAACCUCUGGAGAAAUAUUGGUGGUUCGUGCGAGACCAAAGGGGUGCUACUGGGCAGUAAUGCUGGGAUCACCUCGGUGGAGUUCAGUCAAGACGAUUCUCAGAUUGUGGGUGCUUCAAACGACUUUGCCUGCCGAGUGUGGGCGAUCGGGACGCAGAGGUUGCAGUUGACCUUGACGGGCCACAGCGGCAAGGUGUUGUCUGCCAAAUUCCUGGGAGACAGUAAAGUUGUGUCUGGCAGUUACGACCGAACGCUCAAAGUUUGGGAUCUCAACAGCCGAUCUUGCAGCAAAACGAUAUUUGCAGGCAGCAGUUGUAACGACCUUGUCACGCUACACGGGACCAGCAUCAUCAGCGGCCAUUUUGACAAGCGGGUUCGGUUCUGGGACACGCGCGGCGCAGACACCAGCAUCAAUGAAAUCCUCCUGGAGGGUCGACUCACGUCUUUAUGCUUGGCUCCAGAUAGGACCCAGUUGUUGUGUUGUUUGAAGGAGAUUGGACUAAAGGUCAUCGACCUCCGGAUGAACCAGGUGUCUCAUACUCUGACUGCUGAUGGCUUCAAAGUUGGCUGUGAUUGGUCGAGGGCUGUGUUCAGCCCCGAUGCCCAGUAUGCUGCUGGCGGAUCCUCCGAUGGUAGCGUAUACGUGUGGAAUCUGAACAAGUCAAGGGUGGAGAGGGUGCUGAAAGAACACAGUCACACGGUAGUUGCCUGCGCCUGGAAUCCUUCAGGGACGUCGCUGGUCAGCUGUGAAAAGGGCAAGAAGGUGGUGCUGUGGUCCGACUAUUGACUGCUCGCCCCGCCCACCUACCCCGACCUUAGGCAUUACGUAAUUCCAUCAUCCCACGGUACUCUUAUUCCCCGGUGUCGGCUCAGAAUCAAGAUCGAGAUGAUGGACGUCCAGAAGCGGUGCUCUCCCAUGGAUGUACGGCGACUCCCCUGUGGAUGCGAGGACCAAAAUUUAUUUUAUACGGGGGUCUUAAUUAAACCAGGGUGACUAGAGAAUGAUCAGA
This is a messenger RNA of Aplysia californica (California sea hare), 1878 nucleotides long. RefSeq names its product autophagy-related protein 16-1. Gene Ontology annotation, cellular component: autophagosome membrane. The record is from RefSeq and is a predicted model, not a curated record. NCBI's taxonomy places the organism in Eukaryota, Metazoa, Mollusca, Gastropoda, Aplysiida, Aplysiidae. The coding region runs from base 21 to 1655 and encodes 544 amino acids. Gene Ontology annotation, biological process: autophagosome assembly. Gene Ontology annotation, molecular function: protein binding. The transcript is spliced from 18 exons.